UUUUCCCCCCUCUGUGCUUUGCUCAGUCGAAUCCGGAAUAGCGGUUGUUACGGCCGUUACUCGAAUGUGGAGAACUCCUCUGGGGUGAUUUACACAUCACAAAUGCUAUUCCUGUUCGCUUCUAAACCCUGCCCACUACAGAAUCAACAGCCGGCAGAAGUGACGGGCUGACUCUCCCCAUAGAGAAAUUGCGCUUUGAACAGGCUUCGGACAAAAACUACGAUACAUCAUUGACAGGUAAAUAGCGAUGGCAGAGGCUAAUAUUUCUGUCACAGAAAGUCAGUUCCGAUGCCCUGUUUGUCUGGAUAUCUUGAAAGAUCCGGUGGCCAUCCCCUGUGGCCACACGUACUGUAUGAUAUGCAUCAAUGGCUACUGGGAUCAGACGGACUCCGGGCAGUAUAGCUGCCCCCAAUGUCGGGAUACGUUUAGCCCAAGACCGGUUCUAAGAAGAAACACGGUGCUUGCAGAAGUGGUAGAGAAACUAAAGCUCACCGAGCUUGUAAACUCGUCUGCCCCAGACCGUUAUUUGGGAGGUCUGGGAGAUGUCCCAUGUGACUUUUGCCCCGUGGACAACAAACUAAAAGCGGUCAAGUCAUGCUUAGCAUGUCUGGCUUCGUACUGCGAGAAACACGUUGCGCCUCACCGGGAAGUUGGCACUCUGAGGCGGCAUAAACUGGUGAAUGCGAUCGAGGAUCUGUCAGAUAGACUCUGCUCACAGCACCGAUUGGGCCUGGAGGGCGGCGGCUGCUACAGCCAGGUGGAGUGGAGCGGGGACUGUCCGCUCUGCGAGUCGGACCAGGAAGAUCUGCGCAAUGUUGACAUCCAGAGAGCGAGGAAACAGGCUCAGCUGCAGGAAUGUCAGAGAGCAGUUCAGGGCCGGAUCAGGGCUGGAGAGAGGGAACUGGAGGACUUCCAACAGGCCCUCAACUCUCUUAAGUGCUCUGCCUCGGCUGUAGUGGGGGACAGUGAGGCUCUGUUCUCAGACCUGGCCCAGCGCUUGGAGCAGACACGGGUGGAGGUGCGGGCCAGACUGGAGGCCCAGGAGAAGGCGGUGCUGAGCCGGGUGGAGCGGGAGGUAGAGGAGCUGGACAGGGAGGUGGCCGAGCUACGGAAGAGGGAGGAGGGGAUCGACCAGCUGCUCCUCACAGAGGACAACGGCCAAUUCCUGCGGGCGGCUUCCUUGCUGUGCGUGCAGCCGGCCUGCGGGAGGCGCCCCAGAGCUGCGGAGGUCUCCACUGACUGCUUUGGCGCAGCCAGGAGGGCCCUCUCCCACCUGAGAGCCAGGAUGGAGGAGCUGUGGAGGGAGGAGGUGGACAAGAUCACCAAGGCAGUGAACCCAAACGUCUAUCAGUUGCCCGCCACUGAAGGCUGCAAAGGGGCGGAGAAGAUGGCGACCGCCGUCCCGUUCCCCCUCUCCUCCCUCAGCCUGCAGCAGUCGGACAAGCGGACCAGAGAGACCUUCCUCCGGUAUACCUGUCGCCUCUCUCUGGACACAGACACGGCGCACCCCACGCUGGUGCUGUUUGGGGACCCCCCGGGCGUGCGGUGCGGGGAGGAGCCCCAGCCCUACGCCCCGCACCCCCAGCGCUUCGACAGCGUGGCUCAGGUCCUGUGCAGGGAAGGGCAGUUCGGGGGGUGCAGCUACUGGGAGGUGGAGUGGAGGGGGGGCGGCUGGGUGGACAUCGGAGUGACCUACCGGGGCAUCGGGCGGAAGGGGGGCGGCAAGCCCUGCCUGCUGGGCCGGAACGAGAACUCCUGGAGGCUGCGCUGCACGCACUCCGGCUACGCCGCCUGGCACGACAACCGCAAGACCACGGUGGCCGCCGCGCCCUGCCCCAGGAUCGGGGUGCUCCUGGAGCGCCAGCAGGGGGCGCUCUCCUUCUACAGCCUCUCCAGCGCCGUCGCCCUCCUGCACACCUUCCACUGCCCCUUCUCUCAGCCUCUCUACCCAGCUUUCAGGCUGGACCUGGACUCCACGGUCCUCAUCUGCCCCCCUGUCUCUCCCUCCGCCAGCUCUGACCUCUGAUCCCAAAAGCUGCCCCUCCCCCUACCCUGCCCCCAGGGCCUUAUCAGUCACCUGCAGCCUUUCACUAGCUCUCUUCUGCUAGCUCUCUGAGAUGAUAAUGGUGGCAUCGAUAGGUCUCUGGAUGGAAAGAAACUGCUUGCUAGCAUUAUCAUGUUAUCCUUGUACUGCAGUUAUCCUACACACACACAGACAGAUCCACACACACACACACACACACACACACACACACACUCUCUCUCUCUCUCUGUGGUCCCACUCUUUUCAGAUAGACACACAUUACUGACCGUACCCUUCAGCAGUCAGGCAUUUCUCUGUGGUGCCAUUGCCUUUACUCCUGGCCGGGAGGAACUACGAAAGUGUUCGCAUGUUCCCGCAUUCUUGCCUAAUCUUCCAGCUUGAGUACUGGCUUUGUGAAUACCGUGUCUGCCGAGCGUAGCUGGCAGCAGGGAGGGCGGGGGGGCGUUCAAGUACGCAUGGUACGCAUACCCGGUCGAUAACUCCUUCCGCCUCAAAGUUUGUUGGUUCAGAAUUUCCCCCGCUGAAUUUCUGGCUAUGCCACAGAAUAUAUGCCAUUCAUUUUGUGAAUGCUAGGAAAGUCAUCUCACUCCCAAAGUACUUUUUUCUUUACUACUGAAUGUAACUGUCCAUGUUGCUGAAAAGCGGUGCUACAGUGACAUUGCAUUAGCUUCACAGGCAGGAAGUUUGUCAUUUCCCACGGUGUCAUAUGCGACGCCUUAUAAAGUGCUUUUAAAAAAAUGUACAAAUAAAAACCUCCAGGGCAUGUUCAUCAUUUACUUCUAUACUGACCCUUGCCGCAGCCCUUCUCUGUGUUUGUAGCUAGUUUACUCAGAGAAUCACAAGGACUGACUGAAUCUUCUUGUUUUGUAGCUUGAUCUUAACUCUAGAGGGCAGAUUUUAAAGGGUGUUUCUUAUUUCUGAUAAUAUUAUGCAUGGAAACAGUGGCACUUUUUGUAACAUUGUCCUCUUACUAACACUGAUGUGGAACACUUUUUUAUUUAUUCACAACUAACAACAGCCAAAAAGCAGCAGACCUGCAUAUCAUCCUAAAAAUAGAUCUCUGCUUAAUGGUUUUUUUUCCCCCCGUGUCAUAUUUUUUUCCAACUGUGACAAAUGAGUUGGGAAUAAUAUUUGCCAGUGAAGGAAACGGUAAUGAAAUACUGUGUGUGGUUCCUGGCCUCUCAGUUCAGGAGCCCUAUCUACCUCUCCUCUCUCUCGCUUAUGCCUUAUUGCCCUUUGCCGCUAGUCUUGUGGUUGUGGAAGUGUUUGUUUGUCUGUGUGUUUUACCGUUGGUAUUUGUAUAUGCAAUAAAAAAGGCAUUUCAACUUA
This is a messenger RNA of Anguilla rostrata (American eel), 3373 nucleotides long. Its product is annotated as E3 ubiquitin/ISG15 ligase TRIM25-like. NCBI's taxonomy places the organism in Eukaryota, Metazoa, Chordata, Actinopteri, Anguilliformes, Anguillidae. Gene Ontology annotation, molecular function: protein binding. The record is from RefSeq and is a predicted model, not a curated record. The transcript has 7 exons. The coding region runs from base 248 to 2026 and encodes 592 amino acids.